Messenger RNA from Coccinella septempunctata (seven-spotted ladybird), 1187 nucleotides. RefSeq names its product post-GPI attachment to proteins factor 3 (gene PGAP3). The transcript has 7 exons. Gene Ontology annotation, cellular component: endoplasmic reticulum membrane. NCBI's taxonomy places the organism in Eukaryota, Metazoa, Arthropoda, Insecta, Coleoptera, Coccinellidae. The record is from RefSeq and is a predicted model, not a curated record. The coding region runs from base 124 to 1110 and encodes 328 amino acids. Gene Ontology annotation, molecular function: hydrolase activity, acting on ester bonds. Gene Ontology annotation, biological process: GPI anchor biosynthetic process.
AUUCAAUUGAAUAACUUACCCGAGAGCUACAUAAAUGAAUGAAGCAAAAACCAUAAUUAAAUAUUAAAUCAACCUCUAUGAUCCAUCACCAAAACAAAUCAAUGUCAAAUUCGUAUAAUUCAAAUGUUCGGUAUUUUUUCAACUCUAAUUUUGAUAGUUUCACUUAAUUUGGGAUGUACAAAUGCCUCAGCAGGAGAUCACUUGGAAAGUUACCGUACUUGCAUUUAUUCCUGUGUUGAUCAUGAGUGCGACACAGAUGGUUAUUCUUACCUGAAUGACAAUGGGGAUAUAACUCUCAGCUCUCUUAUACAAUGGCCAUGUUUUGACGAAUGUAAAUAUAAUUGCAUGUGGGACACUGUCGAUAGGCUUGAAUCAACGAAUGUGUCCAUACCACAAUUUCACGGGAAAUGGCCUUUCAUAAGAAUCUUUGGAAUACAAGAACCAGCAUCUACUCUAUUCUCCCUUUUGAAUUUGAUAUUGCAUUUCAAAUGGAUACGAAAGUUUCGUAAGAGAGUAUCCCAUGAUGCUCCUUUAUAUUGGCUGUGGCAUAUUUUUGCUGGCGUUUGCAUAAAUGCUUGGUUUUGGUCGGUUAUAUUUCAUGCGAGAGAUACUCACUUUACAGAAUUUAUGGAUUACGCAGGUGCUUUUUCGAUAAUAUUGGUCAAUUGUUAUGUUUUACUGAUUAGGAUAUGUUGGAGACUUGGGAAACUGUAUUGCUUUUUAAUAUCUCUGUUUUUCUUUUUAUUCUAUGUGAACCAUGCCUUAUAUCUCUAUGCAUCACGAAGAAUUGACUAUAAUUAUAAUAUGUCUUUGAAUUUUUCCAUUGCUAUAUUUAGCGUAGUUGUAUGGCUGUUAUGGUGUUACUGGAAUAGAAAUAGCAAACCUUACGUGGAAAAAUGUGCCACCUUUGUCAUUUUAACUGCCGCAGUAGCAUUAUUAGAAAUAAUUGAUAGACCUCCACUAUAUUAUAUCUUCGAUUCACAUUCCAUAUGGCAUUUAUCGACUGCAUUCCUUGUUGGCAUUUUUUACAGAUUCGGCGUCAGCGAUUGUAAGCACCUGAAACGUCAAGAAUUGAAAACGAAGUCGUUGAAUUUUAAGAAGCCCCUAUAGUAUACAAUCGUUAGUUGUUGAUUUUUUUCUAAUCGAAAAUUUUUAAUUUCGACUGUUGAAUAUAUUGUAUAUUUCGA